This is a messenger RNA of Diaporthe citri, 669 nucleotides long. RefSeq lists its product as uncharacterized. The coding region runs from base 1 to 669 and encodes 222 amino acids. Lineage: Eukaryota; Fungi; Ascomycota; Sordariomycetes; Diaporthales; Diaporthaceae. The record is from RefSeq and is a predicted model, not a curated record. The transcript has 3 exons.
AUGUCUUCCCCAAAGUCAGUCAAGUCCGACAAGUCCGACAAGUCCGGCAAGUCCGGCAAGUCGGCCGGCUCGAGCGGUUCGGCUGCUUCCGUUCUUUCCAUCAAGUCAGAUAUUUCCACUAUGUCCGCAGACUCCUUCAAGGCCCAGAACAAUCUGGACGCUGCUAUGGUCAAGAUUCUUGACGAGCAGAACAUCUUCGCAGUUCGCAAGCUGGUUUCCCAUAACGCCAAAAGGAUUGACCCUGCCACGGCUCCCGCCAAGAACAUCAGGUUCGCGGACGGCUGCUCGGAGAAGAUGAACAAUGAUCACGCCGCGUACAAGGCCGAGGUGGACAAGAUAAACCCAUGCAAAAGGGCAUACGAUACGUUCAGGAAGAGUAUGAAGGGCAAGAAUGACCCGGAGCUGCACAACCAGUGUAUAAAGCUGGCCCAGGCCUGGUGCAACCAGGGUGUGAAGGCCGGCAAAAUGCGAAUCAAUUUCCUCAAGGUCCACGAGGCGGAAUUGCUCACCCAUUUCAGCAUUAAGUCUACCAAGGAUCACAUCGCGCAGUGCGAAGAAAACCUCAAGUCAGCCAAUAAGGCCUGCCAAGAGAUCGCGAUUCAGGAACACAAGUUGGCAGAGACAUGCAAGCGGCUUGCCGCCGCUCAAGCUGCCGCUGCCGGUGCCUAG